GGAGGGACCGAGUGAAGGAGAGACAGCGAGAGAGAGAGGAGGGAGGAGCGAGGCUGUCAAGGUGAACCGAUAAACCGCUUUUUAUUAGCGCUGAUGUCCAAAACACGACGCGCAUCGCUGCCGGGAGGAGAAAGAGAGGAGAGGGAGCGGAGGAGCUCCCGUUUGUAACCGAAAGGAAAGUGUUUUUACCUUCUUCUUCUUCUUCUUUUUUUUGAGGGUUUUUGUUUUUUAAAUUGUGGACUCAAACUUAAAUGACUCGGAGUGAGCUGAGUGCGUCAGUUCAUUGGAAGCAGAAGAGGAAUUAAAGGGCAGCGUGAGGCCGAGCAGUCCAGCUGGGAUCUGAGGGGUAAGAAAUCUGACGGACCCCCUACUCCGGCCCCCCCCCUGCAUCCCUGAAGGGACCAGCUGUUUGGCUUCACGUGGAUGAACAGACUGCCGUGUUUCUUUUUUGGCGCUUCUGAUUGGAUGUCACCUCAGUUCAUCCAUCCCAGAGACCGUAUUCACUUCCUUUAGUUUGAGAUCAGCCUUGAAAAUCUGACAAUGAUACCACCGUUACAGUUUUAUUCUCCAGCAGGAGCAAAGCAGAAACUUCCUGAGAGGGUGAAUUAUUGAAAUCGGGCUGCUGGAGCCUUUCUGGGAAUUUAAAUGGAGGUUUGCUGCAGUUGAAACACCGGGGAGUUCAUCUGUAGUCAUUUGGAAUAACAGAGUGUGACUGUGUGGGAUUCACACCGAUUUCCAUCGGAAUGAGGCGUAUUUCAGGCAGCAGAGGGCUAUCAUCUGAAACAUCCGGAGAGAUGGAGGAGUCUCGUAAACAGAAAUGAAGACAGUUUUGAUCACUAAUAUUUAUGUUCAGUAUUAAAAGAAAAAAGCACAAAGAUUUAUUUAUACUUUUUUCACUGACUGUAGUGCUGAUGCAGCAUGUAAUUUGAACAAAAAUGUAAUUUUUAUCCCUCCGUUCUUCUGUCACAUCCUGUGAAUUAUACUCAUUUAUCUCCAAAUGGAUCUUAUGUAAUUAGGACACUAAUGCGUGCGAUUACACGUCUUAUUGAGGAAGCUUUUAUUGACUGCCAGCCCUUCGUAAGCACAACGAACACUAUUAAAUAUUCAGCCAUGUGACAGCUGUGUUCCAGAACAACUUCAGCUGUUAUUGAAUUUUACUGGAUUUCUGUUUUUUAUUUUCUAAAUUACUUUUUUAUUCCCACAAUUUUGAACUUCUUCAGGCAGGAGCUUGAAUGGUCUUUGGUGCCAUUUGAUAUUUAAACAAGAAAUUUGAGGCCAUUUUCAUGUCAAGCACAGCAUCAGAAGCAGAUGCUUUGGUGAAGGAUCAUAACUCCAUCUGUAUUUAAGUCAGGACGCUGAACUUACUGUCUUUUUUAUGCCUCAUUUUCUCCCAUCUUUCUCACCAAAAGCGACCUUGCUCAGUUUCUAGAGGACCACCAAAACCGCCCAUCUGAAAUCUUCUCUUCCUGCCUCGGGGGGAACUUGCUGAUCACCCUGUCACCGCCAUGGUGAUGUCGCAGGGCACCUAUACCUUCCUGGCCUGUUUCGCUGGCUUCUGGUUGGUCUGGGCCCUCAUCGUCAUGCUCUGCUGUUUCUGCAGCUUCCUGCAGCGCCGGCUGAAGCGCCGCCGUGAGGAGAGGCUGAGGGAGCAGUGUCUGCGGACUGUAGAGAUGGAGCCGCUCAGCUGUCACCCCGCUGGAUACCCACCUGCUGCUCCUCCCCCAGCACCACCACCACCACCACCACCACAACAGCCUCCACAGCUGCCCAGAGAGCCACCACAGUUCAACCCUCCUCAGACAUUGUCGCCUCCUCUUCCUCUACAGGUUCCCCAUCCCUUGCCACAAGCGACCUGGGUCAGCAUGCCAGACACGGAUGUAUUUGGGAAGCCACCUUGUUACGAGGAGGCAGUCCUGAUGGAGGAUCCUCCACCACCUUACAGUGAGGUCUUGGCUGACCCGCGGGGGGGAACCUACCUUAAGCCCACCCCCCUCCGAGCCGCAUCGUCGUCUUUAAGGGAACCCCACGAUCCUGCCCCGGUGUUCACAUCUGAGACUAGCAAGCCUCCCACAGCUACUGUGUUCCCCGACCGGGGCUAUUCCUCCCUGAUACGCCUGCCUUCAUCUCAGCGCUGGGACUCUUUGGGUCACCUCCUAUCCAACAUGGAUCUGAACCACAAUAACCUCACCCCCCCUGCAGCCCGCUCCCUUCAGGCUGCAGCCGCGAUGGCUACCAUGCCCCGCAGAGAGCCCAGAACUCAUCAGGACGGACUCAGAGGUGGAAUACAGGGACUUCAAGGAGGGAUUCAAGGACUUCAAGGAGGGCUUCAGGGUUUCCCAGGAGGGUUGCAAGGGCUUCAGGGAGUCCAUGGACUAAGAGGUUUGGAGCCCAGCUGUGGGAUGCCAACAGCCUUCCCCUUACUGGGCCGGAGCACUGCUGUUUAGGCCUGGAUCCUUUUAGAAGAAGGCAAAAUAACUCAAAUGUUAGACAUUUGAUAUCAUAAUGCUGCUACAAGUAGAGAUUUCAUUUCCCAAAGAGGGUUAAAGGGCUGGAGAGGCAUCAGGAGUUCAUUUCCCCAUGUAGCUCUGGGCGAAGGCUGACACUUAACUCUGUCAGGACUGUGGCUUUCAGUUGUUUGUGGGUAUAUUACACACUGUUUCAAAGCACUGUUGUCGAGUCAGAGGUUUUCUGGUAUUAUAUUGAAGCUAAUUGAGUCAACACCAGAGGAGGAGAGGAAAGGAGGUAGAGGAAGAGCAUCAAACGAGCAGUAAGCACAGCUGUUACCCUGCUUUUCAUCCAGACUCACUAUGCCUUUAUUUCCACCCUUAACUACCCUUUUCGUGUUGCACUUUCAUUCAUCCCUGAUCUCUCCUCCUCUCGCUGCACUCGAACAACCUAUUGUAUGAGGCUGCUGUUGCCAUGGCUCCGGGAAACUGUGUAGCCCACGACGACCUCUCUUCUUUUAUCCAUGCUGAUUUUGGAAGACUGCUCACAGCUUGUCUCCUCCUCGAGGACUGUGAGCAUUAAUGCCUACAAAAGAGCACAUGGUGACCUUUGGCCAGCAUGUCUGUGAUAUUAGAGUUGAAGUGCUGAAGGUCACUUUACCUUUAGAGGUGUUUGGCUUUCACUUUUCAGAGUACAAGAAAGCCACAGAAGUGAGUAGAGCUUGGAUUUCAUUUUGUAACACGCUGCUUUGUUGUUUUCAAUGUUGUCUUUACCACAAACUGCUGAUAAUGCCCUUCUGGUGGUCACAGGUGACUUCAGCUGGGUCUCUGAUUUGAAAAAAGAUUUUUCAUGUACAAACUUGGAAUCAUUCUUUUAAACUUUGUGAAA
Messenger RNA from Archocentrus centrarchus (flier cichlid), 3333 nucleotides. RefSeq names its product proline rich 7 (synaptic) (gene prr7). The coding region runs from base 1506 to 2444 and encodes 312 amino acids. The record is from RefSeq and is a predicted model, not a curated record. The transcript has 3 exons. Lineage: Eukaryota; Metazoa; Chordata; Actinopteri; Cichliformes; Cichlidae.